UAAUCGACUACGAGUCCUGAGUUGUUCCUUUUACCGCCUCCUCCUCCCCCUUCACCGUGUCGUAGGCAUAGCAGCGACGCCAACGCAGCUCACAUAACAGCACUCAGCCGCUCAGUUUCUCUUCUCCGAGACAGAUUUUGUCAAGCAGAUAAAGUUAUUCAGAAUGGCAGAGACAUUUAAGGAUUUGGGAGUAUGUGACCAAUUGGUCGAGGCUUGUGAAAAUUUGGGAUGGAAAAAUCCAUCCAAGAUACAGGCUGAAGUAAUUCCUCAUGCACUUCAUGGAAAAGACUUGAUUGGACUUGCAGAAACGGGUUCUGGUAAGACAGGAGCUUUUGCUCUUCCCAUUUUGCAAGCACUUUUAGAAUCUCGACAAGCAUUCUUCGCUUGUGUGCUGUCCCCUACGAGGGAGCUUGCAAUUCAGAUUGCUGAUCAAUUCGAAGCGUUAGGAUCUGGCUUUGGCAUCAAGUCUAUAGUGCUUGUUGGAGGGGGAGAGGCAGCCAUAAUGGACCAGUAUAUCAAACUUGCAAGGUGGCGGCCACACAUUGUUGUUGGAACACCCGGACAGCUUUUGUAUCAUCUUUCUAACACAAAAGGGUUUUCCCUUCGGACAUUGAAGUAUUUGGUUUUAGAUGAGGCCGAUAGCUUAUUGAACGACGAAUUUGAGAAGUCGAUCGAUGAAAUUUUAAAAAUUGUUCCUCGUGAGCGGAGAACGUAUUUAUUUUCCGCUACAAUGACCAGAAAGGUUAAGAAGCUCCGAAGGGUUUGCUUAAGAAAUCCUGUGAAGAUUGAAGUGGCAGAUAAAUAUUCGACUGUUGACACACUAGAGCAGCAUUUUUGCUUUAUGCCUAUUAUGUGCAAGGAUUGUUACCUUGUAUAUAUUUUGGAAAAGAAGUGUGGAAUUUCAUCAAUGGUUUUUACGCGUACUGGUAACGCAACACGUUUCAUUGCUUUGAUGCUUCGAAAUCUUGGACUCAGGGCCAUUUCAAUUAGUGGCAAAAUGGCCCAGCCAAAGAGACUUGAAGCCCUGAAUCAGUUUAAGGCGGGAGAGUGCAAUAUUCUUAUUUGUACUAAUGUAGCAAGUAGAGGACUUGACAUUCCAUCAGUUGAUAUGGUUAUCAAUUAUGAUAUCCCCUCAAACCCCAAGGAUUAUAUCCAUCGAGUGGGAAGAACUGCUCGUGCAGGACGACCAGGUGUCGCGAUCUCUUUGGUGACUGAUGAAAAUGAGCUGCGGACAUUUUUAGAGAUAGAGAAUCGUCUUGGCAUGAAGUUUCCAGAGCUUCCUUUUAAAAAGGAGAAAGUCUUGCUAUUGAAGGAGCGUGUUGAUGAGGCCAAAAAAAUAUCUCGAAGGACGAUCAAAGAAUCUGAGGACAAGUCGAAGAACCGGGAAAGAGAUGAUGUUGAGGAUGAGGAUGAUAUGGACGAAUUUUUGGGUGUCGAGAAUGGGAAGUCGAAGAAGAAGAUGAGAAAAUGAAUUUAAGAGUUCAUUUAUUGCCCCAACUCAUUCAAAUAGAUCCACAAAUUAUGAAUUCAACAAUCUCUUACCUUUUGUAUGAAUUAGUAUAAUGAAAUGUAGCAUUUAUAAAAACUCUCGGGACAAAAAAAUUUUGUUGCACGGCAAUUGAUAUCUUAUGUGUAGGUUAAAAUGUAAGGUUUUUAUUAUGUUGAAAAAAUAAAUUGUAUUUCAUAUU
Messenger RNA from Corylus avellana, 1688 nucleotides. Its product is annotated as DEAD-box ATP-dependent RNA helicase 10. NCBI's taxonomy places the organism in Eukaryota, Viridiplantae, Streptophyta, Magnoliopsida, Fagales, Betulaceae. Gene Ontology annotation, molecular function: nucleic acid binding; RNA helicase activity; ATP binding. The record is from RefSeq and is a predicted model, not a curated record. Gene Ontology annotation, cellular component: cytosol.